Messenger RNA from Phymastichus coffea, 4713 nucleotides. RefSeq names its product protein ROP (gene Rop). Lineage: Eukaryota; Metazoa; Arthropoda; Insecta; Hymenoptera; Eulophidae. Gene Ontology annotation, biological process: vesicle-mediated transport; neurotransmitter secretion; intracellular protein transport. The record is from RefSeq and is a predicted model, not a curated record. The transcript has 11 exons. Gene Ontology annotation, cellular component: plasma membrane; secretory granule. Gene Ontology annotation, molecular function: syntaxin binding. Bases 96 to 1868 code for a protein of 590 amino acids.
CGCGAAACAAGGCAGCCGUGGCGCGCGCGCAGCUGAAACCAGUCGGUCGCUAACAGUGAACAGCAGAGCAGCAGUAGCGAGCUCGCGAACUCAAAAUGGCGCUUAAGGCACAAGUCGGUCAAAAAAUAAUGAACGAGGUGAUAAAGCAGAAGAAGAAGGGCGCCGCCAACACGGAAUGGCGCAUAAUGGUGGUCGAUCAACUGGCGAUGAGGAUGGUCUCGGCGUGCUGCAAGAUGCACGACAUCAGCGCGCAGGGCAUCACUCUCGUCGAGGACAUCCAGAAGCAACGCGAGCCGCUGCCCUCGAUGGAGGCCGUCUAUCUCAUCACACCCAGCCAAAUGUCCGUGAGCAAGCUCAUCGGCGACUUUGCCAAUCCAUCCCGGCCGAUGUACAAGGGCGCUCAUGUUUACUUCACCGAAGUGUGCCCCGAGGAGCUGUUCAAUGAAAUUUGCAAGCAUAUCUCCGCAAAGAAAAUCAAAACGCUCAAAGAGAUCAACAUUGCGUUCUUGCCCUACGAGUCUCAGGUUUUCUCAUUGGAUUCCAAAGAGACGUUCGCGUGCUUCUACAAUCCAUCACUGGUCGGUGUACGAAGCGCAAACAUGGAGAGAAUUGCCGAGCAAAUUGCCACUUUGUGCGCCACACUCGGCGAGUAUCCUUCGGUCAGAUAUCGAAGUGAUUUCGAUCGCAACGCCGAACUGGCUCAGAUAGUCCAGCAGAAGUUGGACGCUUAUAAAGCUGAUGAACCGACGAUGGGUGAAGGUCCCGAAAAAGCACGGUCUCAACUUUUGAUUCUCGAUCGGGGCUUUGAUUGCGUUUCACCGCUGCUUCACGAGCUUACACUCCAAGCUAUGGCUUAUGAUCUUUUGGAUAUUGAAAAUGACGUUUACAAGUACGAGGCUUCAGCUGGACAAGAGAAAGAAGUAUUGCUCGAUGAAAAUGACGACCUGUGGGUCGAAUUGAGGCAUCAGCACAUUGCCGUUGUAUCACAGAACGUAACGAAAAAUCUGAAAAAGUUCACCGAGUCCAAGCGUAUGCCGGGCAACACUGACAAAGCGAGCAUGCGAGAUUUGUCUCAGAUGAUUAAAAAGAUGCCCCAGUAUCAGAAGGAACUCAGCAAGUACUCUACCCAUCUGCAUCUCGCCGAAGAUUGUAUGAAACGCUAUCAAGCCAACAUUGACAAACUUUGCAAGGUUGAACAGGAUUUGGCAAUGGGUACUGACGCAGAAGGUGAAAAGAUCAAAGACCACAUGCGUAACAUCACACCCGUCCUCUUAGAUCAGACGGUCGAAAGCGCGGACAAACUGCGUAUAAUUGCACUCUACGUGCUCAGUAGAAACGGCCUACCUGACGACAAUUUGAAUCGCCUAAUUCAUCACGCUCAAAUGUCACCUGAAGACAAGCAGACUAUUGUCAACAUGGCUAAUCUUGGACUGAAUGUCGUUGUCGAGGGUAAUCGUAAGAAAGUUUAUAACAUGCCUAGAAAAGAGAGAAUUACCGAACAAACUUACCAGAUGAGUCGUUGGACUCCUGCCAUCAAAGACAUUAUGGAGGAUGCCAUCGAGGACAAUAAACUUGAUCAAAAGCACUUUCCAUUCUUGGGUGGACGAACUGCUGGAUCUAGCUAUCAUGCUCCAACGAGCGUUCGUUAUGGUCACUGGCACAAGGAAAAGGGUCAACAAACUGUAAAAAACGUCCCACGUUUGAUUGUCUUCAUUGUCGGUGGUGUUUGCUUUUCAGAAAUUCGUUGUGCCUACGAAGUUACGAAUAACGCCAAGAACUGGGAAGUCAUCAUCGGCUCAUCGCAUAUUAUUACACCAAAAUCCUUCAUAUCUGAGCUCGCAAAAUUACACAUAAACGUCGGUGCUUAAAUGGCUCCUAAAAAUUAACGACACAUGUUGAACAUUCCCCGCUCACAUUUCAAUGUAAUAAGCUAAGCCUGCAUUAUGCUUGAACUGUAACCCCGAAUUCAUCGUCGUCAUCCCCACAUAAAUAUCAUCGAUGGUAGUCGUCCAUCAAAAAUUUGAAAACAAUCUGUAAUUGGUUUCUUGUGUAACUUGAUCCUUUCUUUUUCUAUUAUUAUCUUAUACAAAGAUUCAUCGGUGAUGAUCGUCAUUUGAAUCGUAACAAAAAAGCGUAAUCGGCUUGAUUAUAUAUCUUUUAAUUCCAUCAUCACUAACAUAACAUGCAUAUGAAAAUCGAUCUGUGGUAAAUGUUAGCCAAAUGACGAAAGAGAUCAAGAUCCAACAAUAACUGUGGGAAAUAUAUCGCCAACCAAAAAAAGAAAUGAAAAUUGUAAACCAAAUCAAUUUUAGCUAAUUUAUUAGCAAGAUAAUGCACUUGAGUCAAUUCAAAUAGCAGCAAUUAAAUGCUAUUACGAGAAAAAAGAAGUGAAUGAUAAAGAUUAGAAAUGAAUGGCAUUGGAAUAUCUUUAAAAAGUUGAGAGUGAAAGAGAGCAAGUUAUGAAUUAACAGACUUAUAUGUAGAUAGUCGACAGAAUGUGUUUUUUUCGAGCGCUAAUGGGUUUACCUGGUAAUGAAGUGCCUGUGCAAAAGGAGUCGCGAGACUCUCAACACGAUGGCAAUAUCACUGUAGAACCUUAUUCCAGGUGGGAAAGUUUUUUCUCUAUGUGUCUGGGGAAAAAAUUUAUUAAAUAGUUGUAUAUAUGUAUGUAUAUAUAUGUAUGUGUACACACAUAUACACACAUACAUAUGUAUAUAUAUAAAAUAUAGUGCCGACGGCGAUUAUAUACGUAUUGUAUCUGAUGACACUAAUAUAAUACAUAAUGAAGAAAAGGAAGUCAUGAAUAUAUAAUUAUAGAUAAUUUGUUUCCAGUAACUAUUCAUGCCUAAAUUGUAUGUAUUACCUGAAGAGAAAAACAACCUUUUAUUGUACAUUUUACUUGGCUUUUGUUGUUGAUAAUUACAUUAGAUUUUAAAUAUUGUCUGAUUAAAUGUAAAUUAGGUCGUGAUAAGUUGCAAUUAAUUUCACGUAUACAUUCAGUUGAUGCACUAAAUAACAUUUGAAAUAUUUAGAGAAGAUAAAAUUAUUUAUUUGAUAGAAUAAUAAUAUCAUACUUUUUGAAUAUGUGAAAUUUGAUUAUAAUGAGGCAAUGGACGAGCAAAAGUAUAUAUCAGUACACAUCAAAACCGUGAUUUUAUCGAACGGAUAUCAUAUUAAAAAACAAACAAAAUAUUUCAGAAACAGAAUGAAUAUUGUAUUGACUAGAUUUCAUUGUAACUACAUCAUUUUUGUAAAUUAUUUGUUACAUAGACGUACAGUGAGUUUAUUUCAUGCUUGCUUAAGUUUGUUAUGCAGAAAAUAAAUUAAUUAUCAAGGUCGAUUUACCUGAUCUCACUCAUGUCGACCACUGGAGAAAGCUUAUUAAAAGAAUCGUAUCCUUAAAAGUGUAAUUUGCCAAUGAUUUUUCAAAGUAGAAAGUACGCGUGUAAAUUGCCUUAAAGAUUUUACGUUAUAUAAUGCUAUAAGAUCCUAACGUUUUUGUCCUGGUUAAGAGUGAGAGUUUUCUCGGUCUCUUUCUCUAGUCGUUACUGUCGCGACGGCUUUCCAGUUGAAUUCAUCACUUUUCCUAGCUGUAUAAUUGCAUCUUCAAAGUACGCGACGAUGAUGUAUUAAAAAUAUAAGACUUCAGUUUGACAAACUAAGAUAACAAAUUUCAUACAAGACUUACAUAACGUUUGUCUGGUAAAGGUGAUUCAGUGUAUCAAUUGUCGUUUUUAAAACCAUACUUUUAUCCACGAAGUUUUUUCGUUAUAAUUUUCGAUUCCAACACAUUGGAAAAAUCGUUGAAGAAUCUAUCGUGUAUUUUAUUAUAGCGCUUAGAUUUUAAUUUAACUAUUGGCAUAAAUGUAUGAUUUCGAAACAUAUUGAUACAUUAAAUUACCAAUCGAAAGAGAGUUAGUGUAACGAAGCGUGUUGAAUGAGUAACAUAGCGAAGAAAGUUAAAAUAAAAUGAUAGUUCGUCAAAGUCUUUGAACUUUUAAACACUUACAAUUAUUCAGCUACAUUCUUAGUAUUCUCAGCACUCAAGUCUCUCUUUGAAAAUAAUAAUAAUAUUAAUAAUAACAAUAAUAAUAAUAUUAAUAAUAAUAAUUUAGUGGCGAGAAUAGCAAAAAGUAGACGAUGGUAACGACAUUUGAAGAAAAAAAAAAAACAAAUUACUAGGGGAUCACUUUUUUGGUCAAGUGGACGUUUGCCUGUUAUUCGAUCGUUCAUGAAUUACAGAAAAUAAGUAAAAAGAAAUGAAGUACGUUAUUAAAGCGAACGUUGCGGUUGUACGGCAACUGGAUCAUUAUAGAGUUUACGAUAUUUAUAAAAAAAAUUAUAUGAUUAUUGAACAAACAAAAAAAUAUAUAUUAUACGUAUGUAGCUGUAGCCCAGAGAAAAGUGUUCUGCUUAUAAAAAAAAUGAAUGGUCUACACGUCACUGUAAUAAAUCUUAACUUAUUACUAAACGUCUCUGUUUUACGACCUUCCGACGUCGACUCUCUACACGGUAAUGCAGACUAUGGUCCACGUAUUUGACAUCUUUUCUUUUGUCUUUGUCUUGUACGUCAAUCCAUUAGCUACAACCUACUAUCUAUACCACCUAUCCAUUUCCACGAGGAGAUAGCAUGCUUCUCUUUUGAUUUUGUAACUUUUUUAGCGCCAAUUUUUUAUUUGUCUGUACAUUACGAUAAAAAAAUAAAUUAUUGUU